Molecule: messenger RNA, 627 nt
Organism: Arachis ipaensis
Lineage: Eukaryota; Viridiplantae; Streptophyta; Magnoliopsida; Fabales; Fabaceae
Source: RefSeq, a predicted model, not a curated record
GAAUCUAACCCUAAAUUAUGCCCACCCAUAAUCAGCAAUUCAGAAUUCACUCGAAUACCCCUACUUUCCAUAGCAACCACUUUCCUCCCACUUCCCUCCAUCGACCAGAGGUUGCCGUCGUUGGCCGCUCACGUAACUGUUGAACACGCCGCUUACCUCGCCUGGUCGCCCCUCCAGUCUCUAGCCUCUGCUCAUCUCACCAUCACUCACCUCUACGGGUGCAUUAUUUACAUGGAGGCUCUAUCAGCAGAUUGCACAACUGAUGUGAAUAAUGAGUUUGAGUGGUCUUUAGAGGAUGAAAUAGACGAUGUUGAAGGGUUAGAGUACGGAGACAUUUUGGGGUUGACUGCUGGAGACAUAAUGAGGAUGGUUUUCCGCAGCGAUGAUGGAGCUUAUGAGUUUUACAGGGUGUUUGGUAAAUUUCACGGAUUUGGCAUUCGAAAGGGUGAUUGUGGUAAGGAUGAUGACGGAAGGUUGAUUAAGAGGAGGUUUUUCUGUAAUAGGGCAGGAUUGAGGGAGCAUAAACACUAUAACCGAGUUGAUAGGCGGCGGGAGCACAAGCCUGAGACCCGCACAAAUUGUGAUGCAAAGUUAUCAAUUUACCUUGAUAUCAACAUCAAUGUUUGA